CAUACCUUGGCCUCCACGUGCCACAGUGGCCCUCAGAAGGAAUGGCAGUUGUGGGCAGCAUGCUUGGCCUGCUGUGGCAGCAUGUGGUGAUGGGGGCUGCCCCCGUGGGCCGCUGCCUGCACAUGUCUUUCCAUCGGGCUGACAGCAGCAGGGCCUCGCUCACUCGUGUGCACAGACAGGCCUAUGCACGCCUCUAUCCCAUGCUCUUGGUCAAGCACAAUGGCUCCACCAUUCACAUCCGAUAUCAGGAGCCCAGAAGGAUGCUAGAGAUGCCUGUGGACCUGGAUGCCCUAUCCCAGGAUGAGAGGCGGGCACGGAUCCACAGACGUGAGGCCCAGCUCCGAGGGAAGGAGGAGGAGCCAGAGCUCCUUGACAACUUUGACCUGGAGCGGUACAAGCAGUUUUGGAUCAGAAGUAACCAUGGCCACAAGCUGCCCUGCCUCAGGAUACUGUAG
Molecule: messenger RNA, 455 nt
Organism: Molossus molossus (Pallas's mastiff bat)
Lineage: Eukaryota; Metazoa; Chordata; Mammalia; Chiroptera; Molossidae
Product: 39S ribosomal protein L55, mitochondrial-like
Exons: 1
Coding region: 42-455 (137 amino acids)
Biological process (GO): translation
Cellular component (GO): mitochondrial large ribosomal subunit
Molecular function (GO): structural constituent of ribosome
Source: RefSeq, a predicted model, not a curated record